UUUUACAGACUAGUAGAUAGAUGCAGGUUGCGAAUAUGCCAUCCAGGCUCGGAAAACGGAAGGAUUACAAUCUUGUAGAUGAUGCGUAUGACAGUCGUGUUCCAAUGCAUAAUGAAGAUGCAUUUCGGCAUGGGAUUGAAUUCAAAGCAAAGUAUAUUGGAACAUUGGAUGUACCUCGGCCGACUGGAAGAAUGGAGAUCGUUGUAGCAAUGAGGAGGAUCAGAUAUGAAUUCAAGGCUAAAGCAAUCAAGAAACGAAAAGUUAAUAUCAGAGUAUCAACAGAUGGAGUUAGAGUGGUAUUGCGCAAAAGAAAAAAGAAAAAGGAAUGGGCCUGGGAUCUGGACAGGAUGUUAAUUAUGCAUGAUCCAAUAUACAGGAUAUUCUAUGUCUCUCAUGACUCCCAUGACCUCAAGAUAUGGAGUUUCAUCGCUCGUGAUGGGCAAAGCAAUGUCUUUAGAUGUAACGUUUUCAAGUCACCAAAAAAGUCUCAAGCAAUGAGAGUCGUAAGGACAGUCGGACAAGCAUUUGAAGUCUGCCAUAAACUCUCUAAUGAUAAAUUAAAAGAAAUCAAAUCAAGCGCAGAUGAUAAAGAUCAGAGUGAAGAAACAGAUAAUUCAAAGCCUGAUAAAACACUGGAAACAAUAACAGAAAAUUCAACAACUCCAAACGGAGAUCUAGAUGCCAAAAAAUCACUGUCUCUUGAUGGAAAAAACCGCCAAUAUUUCGAAAGACGAAUUCAACGCCAGUGUCGCAAAAUUUAUCAAUAUCACUACUUCAAUCCAUCGAUUCAAAAAACUCCUCUAAGCACUCAUCAUCAAUUACAACUCAGUCAACAAAAAAUACAACAGGCUGAAAAACAGGCUCAAAUGGCUGUAGCACAGGUGCAAUUAUUGAAAGAUCAACUUCUAGCUGAAACAAGUGCUCGUAUGGAAGCGCAGGCUCGCAAUCAUCAACUUUUACUUCAAAAUCGAGAUCUCCUUCAACAAAUGACAGAACUUGUCGCAAAACUUUCGGAAGUCGAAGCCAAACUAAACAAUGUAGAAAUGGAAGAUUCAUUCUCACUUGGACUAAGUAAAAUAAUAGUUGAUGCUACAACACCUGCCAGUGGAACUGUUGAUGCAUCUGGUAUUAUGGAUACUGAUAUGACAAAGGUCAGUCCAUUCAUAGAUACUAGCUUAUUCGCAAAUGCCAACACGAGUAUGCGAACUCCUGAUCUAUCAAAACAUUCAAAUGGACUUGCAGCAGCAACCACAGACUUCAACAUCUACUAUCACUAAAUCAAGUACGGCAAGCGAUUCAGUUCGACUUAAAGUCAAGCAUAAACAAAGGGAGUAAACGGCAAUGAUGGAUCUGGUAGUUCUAGUUCAUCCUCUAGUGAUGAAGAUGAGGAAGAUGGUGUAGGACCAAUACUACAUCUUGCUAGUGAAUCUGGCACUUUAAAGAAUAAGGAAAUUGAAAAAAGUAUCGCAUCAUUGGGAAGUGCAAUUGCUGACCAAACAGAGUAAGAUUAAUUUAUA
Styela clava is the source of this 1517-nucleotide messenger RNA. The record is from RefSeq and is a predicted model, not a curated record. NCBI's taxonomy places the organism in Eukaryota, Metazoa, Chordata, Ascidiacea, Stolidobranchia, Styelidae.